AUGACCGAAUUUCCCCCGACUCCCACUUCCACUGUCCCUUGGGAGAAGAUGAAUCUCAAAUUUCAAGAAGUCAACGGUCACAUCGAAGCUACCCACUCCAAGAAGACGGGCGAAUGGACGCCACUUAUAUUUGUCCCCAGUCCCCAUGUGAAAAUCCAUGGAAUGUCGCCUCCCCUUAACUAUGGGCAGGAAGUCCUCGAAGGCCUAAAAGCCUUCCGCCACCCUGGCUCUCCUGGCUCAAUCUCCCUUUUCCACCCUGAUAUGAACGCCCAUCGCUUCCAACGGCCUGCCAGUGCACUAGACCUGCCAAUCAUGCCUGUGGACAUGUUUCUUCAGGCUUGUCGCGCAGCCGUUGCGCUCAAUGCCGAAUUUGUCCCGCCUCAUGGUUUUGGCGGAGCCAUGUAUGUGAGACCACAGCUAUACGGGUCUAGUCCGCAGCUUGGACUCACGGCAACGGAUCAGACGACCUUCUGUGUUUUUGUUGUCCCGACAGGAGUGCAAGAGAAAGCACAAGCAAUGAAAGCUUUGAUCGUUGAUGACUUUGACUGCGCCGCGCCGCGAGGGACUGGUCAUGUUAAGAUUGGUGGAAAUUAUGCUCCUGUGAUGCGGUGGGCAAAACAAUCAAAAGCUGCCGGAUAUGGUGUGACGCUGCACCUAGACAGCGCACGACAUGAAGACAUCGAUGAGUUUAGCACCAGUGCGUUCAUAGGCGCCCGCUAUGCUUCAGGUGCAGACAACGAGCCAGGCGACAAGGUGACGAUUGUGGUGUCAGACUCGCCAUAUGUCAUAGAGAGCGUGACUUGUGACACCGUUCAAAAGAUUGCGCGAAGCUUUGGAUGGACUGUAGAGAAGCGGGCUAUAUCAUAUAAGGAACUACCUAACUUUAGUGAAGUCAUGGGUGCACACAACGAAUGA
Molecule: messenger RNA, 915 nt
Organism: Alternaria arborescens
Lineage: Eukaryota; Fungi; Ascomycota; Dothideomycetes; Pleosporales; Pleosporaceae
Exons: 2
Coding region: 1-915 (304 amino acids)
Biological process (GO): branched-chain amino acid metabolic process
Molecular function (GO): branched-chain-amino-acid:2-oxoglutarate transaminase activity
Source: RefSeq, a predicted model, not a curated record